This is a messenger RNA of Labrus mixtus (cuckoo wrasse), 2847 nucleotides long. It is a transcript of the gene nherf4b, whose product is annotated as NHERF family PDZ scaffold protein 4b. Gene Ontology annotation, cellular component: apical plasma membrane. The coding region runs from base 16 to 1539 and encodes 507 amino acids. NCBI's taxonomy places the organism in Eukaryota, Metazoa, Chordata, Actinopteri, Labriformes, Labridae. Gene Ontology annotation, biological process: protein localization to plasma membrane. The transcript is spliced from 11 exons. The record is from RefSeq and is a predicted model, not a curated record. Gene Ontology annotation, molecular function: protein-membrane adaptor activity; signaling receptor binding.
CGAAAGAAACACAACAUGAGGUCAAGUUCAGGUUUGGUGGAAAUCAUCGGUUUAACAGAAAAAUUUACAUUUAAUCCUAAAGAAGGAAUCGACAACCCAGUGAUGGUCAUCACAGAAGAAGCAGAUUCAGUGUCCGCCCCCAGUCCUCGUCUCUGUGUUCUGAAACGAGAGGAGGGGGAAACCUACGGCUUCCACCUGCGGGUAGAAGGGGGGCGCGAGGGUCACAUCAUCAGAAACGUGGUGUCAGGAGGGGUGGCAGAGCGCAGUGGACUCAGAGAUGGAGACAGACUUCUGGAAGUCAACAACUGUUAUGUAGAUGAUGUUCCCCAUCCUGAGGUGGCCGCAAAGAUAAGGAUGAGUGGAAACCAGUUGUGUUUAUCGGUGUUGGAUGGGGAGGAGUAUGAGCAGGCUUUGUCUCAAGGUCAAGACCUCCGAGGUUUGGCUAGAACGCAAAAAGGCGAGACCUUCAAACCCCCCAGACUCUGCCACAUCAAGAGGGAUCCUGUCUCAGGUCUGGGCAUCAACUUCACACCUGUGGAAGGAGAGAAAGGUCGCUUCUCUGUGAGCCUGGUUGCAGGAGGUGCAGCUGCGGCGGGGGUGUUUAAGGGAGAUCGCCUGGUGUGGAUGAACGGAGCAGCAGUGUCUGAUCUCUCACAUGCUGCACUCAGCAGGAUGAUGAAAAAAUGUGGCGACCGCAUCACCAUCCUAGUGAUUGACAGCGAGAGUGAAAAGUGCUACCUACAGCAGAGGAUUCCCAUCCUGCCCUCCAUGGCUGUUCCACACAACCUGCCUUAUAGAGCCAGAAAACUCCACCUGGUCUCUGGAUCCGAGGGCUACGGCCUCCUGCUCCGGCUGGAGAAGGCGGCAUCAGGACGCACAUCUCAUGUUCUGUGUGAGAUGGAUGAUGGCAGUCCAGCACAGAGAGCGGGUAUGAAGGACAGAGAGGUUCUGCUGGAGGUGAAUGGAGAGUUAGUGGAGUCACUGAAUCAUCAGGAGAUCGUAGACAGAGUGAGACUGAGCGGACAGAAGGUCUCCCUCUCCACCAUCACUCCUCAGGGGCUGGAUUUUUACUCCAAGUUGGGUCUGUCCCCUCUCCUCUUCUGUGAGGAUGAUUCUGUUGAGAGAGAAACGGAGAAGAUGACACCGUCUCCUGCAGAAGAACCGUCACCACAGAAAGAAGAAAUGGAUGCCACGUGCGCGCCAAGACUCUGUACUAUCCAAAAAGGCCCUUUGGGGUUUGGCUUUAACCUGGGCUGCGUCCCACAGAGUCCCGGGACCUUCAUCAGCCAGGUGGCUUAUGGGAGUUUUGGGCAUGAUGCAGGACUACGUGUAGGUGAUGUGGUGAUGGAAGUCAACGGACAAAAUGUGGAGGACAAAUAUCUGGAAUAUGUGAUGACGCUCAUAAAGGAAGGAGGACAUUUUGUCUCCAUGAAAGUCAUGGAUAAAACUGCCUACAGCAAACCGAAGCACAUUGACGCACCGACAAAAGAUAUCACUGACAGCGAGGAGGAAGAAAAUGAUGAGAUAUCGUUUUUGUGAGCUUCAGACAAAACGCCUGCCGACAAGACUUAAAACCGAGAUGAACGAGAGACUCAUCAGAAUCAGUUUUAAAGGCCAAGUAUGUGAGCACAUACAAGGAAUAGGACUCUGGUUUUACAUGACUCUCAUGCACAUACAAACACAUUAACAUACUACACUUAAGGAGGGGGGGGGGGGGGGGGGGGGGUGCUGCUGCAUUCAUGUGCUCCUCUGGUGGUCGGAAGUCGUUCUUCCGACUUCAGUGUGUUCACGUUUCAAAAUGCUGCAAAGAAGAUGUGAGGAAAGUCUCUGUUAUAAGUUAUAUUUGAGCAAAAAGCUUAUGUGCAAUACGUGAACUAAUCAAAAGUAUCUUAACAUUUACAAAACAUAUUUUACCAUGUUGAUGAUGAUAUUGAUUUCAACUUGGGCAGUCAGGCACCUCAUUCUUUCCCUGAGUUUCCAGGUUGUUGCUCCGACUUGAGCAGCCGUUCAUGUGCACUUUACAACUCAAAAACUGUUUUUUUUCCCGAUGUGUGAAAAAAUGAAAGCAGCAUUCUCCUGAAAUCCGCUGGCAUCUCCACGGGCUUAAGCGGGUUCAGCUCCACAUGGUUCUGAAGCAUAAUGUCGAUUAUUAUUGUUAUGAUAUUGUCAUGGUGAGUGAUAAAAGAAAUGUGAGUAACCAUGAGCAGAAAAGAAAACUUAUUUAUUUAACAAAAAAACUCAAAAACAAAAGCUUUUUACAAGAAACAAAGUCUGUGUGAAAUGAAAUCUAAACACUGAAAUAAAAAAAACAAAUCAUGACAGAUAUCGACCAUGUUGCCAAAUACCAGGGUUUAAAAACAAGAAGCAGGAAAUAAACUUCAGCAGGGUCAGUUAAACAAACCACAAAUAAAUCCUGUCUGUAUGAUUCAAAACACCUCAGUGAGUUAGUUCAAUACUUUGCAUCCAUACAUUUAGACUAACACAGUAACCUAAUGUAAGAGCUCAAUUAAAUACAACACAUGAAGACAAUUUUGGAAAUCUCUGCAAACUCAAAAGUCUUUCUAUUCUGAGACUUUUAGCCUGUGGCUCUAAGGAAGUUCAAACAAUGUAAAGUAGUUUUUCUGUAUUUAUGGUCUGUGGUGAAAUUAAAGAAAUAGAUGGUGAUAAAAAGAGAAUCGAUCAGUGAAGUAUUAAGUUACAAAAAGUGUUAAUUAUAUUAUUUUGUUUGUGUUUUACACAUCAAAUGUUAUGUAUUUGUUCCUUUAGACUAGAGCAAGUGUUUAUUAUGAAUUUAUACGGGACAAGAAGUAUCGGAGCGUUGGAAAUAAAACUAUUUCUUCUUUGUGU